Messenger RNA from Capronia epimyces CBS 606.96, 2622 nucleotides. RefSeq lists its product as uncharacterized. Gene Ontology annotation, molecular function: zinc ion binding; DNA-binding transcription factor activity, RNA polymerase II-specific; DNA binding. The transcript has 2 exons. Gene Ontology annotation, cellular component: nucleus. The record is from RefSeq and is a predicted model, not a curated record. Bases 1 to 2622 code for a protein of 873 amino acids. Lineage: Eukaryota; Fungi; Ascomycota; Eurotiomycetes; Chaetothyriales; Herpotrichiellaceae. Gene Ontology annotation, biological process: regulation of DNA-templated transcription; DNA-templated transcription.
AUGGCAGCAGGCGCCGUGCUGGCGCCGGAUUUGCGAUUGGAAGAGAGGCACGAAAUUCAGAACCUGAUCCACCCUUGUCCUACCAUCCGACAACUGUCGAACCUGCCUUUGACCUCAAUGGCUCAGUCACCGAAAGCGGACGAAUACCGUGGGAAUGCCUUCGCACACAAACCCCGUCUGCCUUCCUUCAGCAACUUUCUUUCGGGGACUGUGCCUCCAGACCUGAACCUCGCACAACCUAGCCCAGGACCAAGUCGAUGGGGUGGUCUGCCCGUGAACCACGAGGCAGUGACCCAUCAAGCUACUCAGUCGACUCCGUACCCGCCUUGCGAUAGACUACCGCCGGCUUCUUUAUCCGGUCCCAACUCCCGAACAUACGACCACCACCUCGACCCGACUCAGGCACGGGUUUGGCCAUACACGAACUCAGACACCUCGGAUAGGAUUGCUCCAUCCCUCGGAUUCUUCCCUCCCGGGCAACGUCUGGAUCAGUCCCGUAGUCGGGCAAUUGUGGGAGAGGAGGUAGUACCUGGCAGAGGCAUCUGUUACAUCUACGACGAUGGCACUGUUUGUCAAAAGAAUGCCGACGGCGAUGGUGCCAACCCACGAUGGGGCACCACCAAGGCAGGAAAGCCAAGGAAACGUCUAGGCCAGGCCUGCAACACUUGUAGGGAGAAGAAGAUUAAGUGUGACCCUGGCGUGCCCAAAUGUGCCCAGUGCAAGAAGUUUGGGCGCGAGUGCAAAUUUGACCCCGGUCCUCGAACCGGCCAGAAACGAUCAGGCUCUCUGCCCUCGGCAUACUCGACGUCGUACUCAUCACCCAUAGAGCAGAUGUCGGAAAGGGCUCCUCCACUCCGAAGAGAGUCAACAGCUUCAACAGAUUUGUUGGGGCUGGAAUCGCCCCUGUCAAGGCCUGGGAACCGAUCUUCUCUCCCACUGGAGAGCCUUUUAUCUCCGGUGUCGAAUGAUGACAACGUAAACGACAAUGGGCUAGAAGGGAGGCCGCCAUCAAAGAGGGUCAGAAUGUCAGCAUCGCCCCCGCCUGUUUCAGAUGGUGGUCUGUCCGACUGUCUUAGCGUUGAAUUGCUGUCGAACACAACAUCAUGGCCAGCCUCCACACCCGCCUUCUCAUGGCGGGCAGACCCCUAUAAGGUCCAUCGCGGGUUGACCUUGUAUUAUGUCGGCAAGUACUUUGCGCGUUUUGACAACACGGCAUAUUGCAUAUUUCCCAGGAAACAGUUUACUAGUUGGGUGGUAAACUGCACUUCCAAGUCGUUGGAGGACAAAAUGGUACUCUACGCAAUCCUGGCUAUAGGGACGGCAUUCGUCCGCCGACCUGGUCGAGAUGCUCAUCGCACGUCCUUUAUGAGCAUCGUCCACGAUGCUGUUAUGAAAAGUGGCGACAAACUAAGCCUACAACUGAUUCAGACCCGGCUGAUUCUAGCAUCUCUUGCCUUCUCUCAAGGCGAAUACCGUCAAGCAUGGGAUUUCUCCAGUGUGGCGCUGCGGACGGCGUACGAGCUUGGUUACAACACGGAGGAGGGUGUUCGGGUGGUUGGCCACCCUGGGCACCAGGACUUUGAUCUGGAUUAUCCCCUCUUGGUUGAAUGCCGGAGAAGAACAUUCUGGUCGACGUACGUUCUGGACUGUCUCAGUGACUGCACUUCGACUUGUGUCCAAUCAACAUACCGCCCUGAAUGCCAUCUACGCUUACCCUGCAAUAAAGGCGCAUAUGAGUCAGGGAACAUUCCGCCUACGGCCUUCGACUUGACCAUCAGCCCCAGCGGCAAUGAGGGUUCAAGCGAACUAUCCGAACAAAUUUCUCAUGUCGGACUUCUGGGUUACGCUGCCCAAAUCGCGACCAUCUUCCAGAAGGUGGUCAGCAGAAUCAGUGGACCGCAGUUUCAAGAGCGGAACAACUACCGUACGACUUUGGAGACGUUCCGGCACGAAACCAUGACAAAGAUGCACUUGUGGUACAAGUAUUUGAGAACGCAUCUAAGAAAGACACACGGCCUUAAAAGCAACAGUACUGAACCCAUCGAUGGCUUACAUAUCCUGUACCAUUACACGGCACUGCUGCUCCAUCGCCACGUUCGACAUGCCCAUUUGGGCCAGCAGCAGAUCAACAUACAUGUGCAAGGCGCAUACGACCACGCGCGGUUGAUGUUGGAAAUCGUGCAGAAACUGAGCAACAAUGAGGGGCGGGAUGCUGCUUUGUUCCACUUCACCACCACGAGCCCAUUUAGUGGGUAUGCCAUCACCUCGGCGCUUGACACUAUUACGGCGGCAGGGAUCUUGUCCGACGUCAUGGACCAUAAAAGUCGGACCAUGUCACUGAUUUCGAGUGGUCUGGAAGCUUUGGACAGCUUGAUGCAGCUCUGGCACAGUGCGCAGCUCCAACGGGAUAUGAUCAAGCAGAGACUGAAGACUAUUUUGAACGCCAGCAAAGCAGCAUCUGAUUAUAAUGGGGCGUUUUACUUUACGACGCCCAUGCAGAGCCCUUUCGGCUUAGACCAGGACAUUAUUUACGGCUUACCACGGAUGCGUUAUUUCCAGGCGUUGGGGUGGCACGACAGAAUCCACCACAGGGGACCAUUCCAUGAGCUGGACCGAGAGUAG